Molecule: messenger RNA, 405 nt
Organism: Phycomyces blakesleeanus NRRL 1555(-)
Lineage: Eukaryota; Fungi; Mucoromycota; Mucoromycetes; Mucorales; Phycomycetaceae
Exons: 2
Coding region: 1-405 (134 amino acids)
Source: RefSeq, a predicted model, not a curated record
AUGGUACUUGUUGGAGAAGUGGAUACCUCUCUACUAGACCACAGGGAUCGAAGGCAAAUUUGGGAAAGACGAUUUUAUCGGUUGAUCGGCAGUCAAUUCAUUGGCUAUGCGUACGAAGAAGAAGAACCUUGGGUUCCAAGAGAACGUUACGAUAUUGCUGACGCUGUACGGCUCAGUGCUGCUGUAGACCAGGUUAUUGUUACACUUGAAGAUAUACCAGAAGAUGGACGUCUCUUCCAAACCGAGACAAUUUGGGAGGACAAUAGACGUGGAUUCUUCCGCUUGGCAUUCCCUGACUUCCAUUUGGAUUGUGUGAGUGAUCAAGUGGAAGAAAGUGAGGAGUGGGUAAGAGCUCUACGAUCAAUGAUUGGCCGUAUCCCUUUGAGAAUACCUUUUACAGUAUAA